UCAAUCGCUGGCUUUGCAGCGGCGUGUGGCCGCGCGAAGCACCAUGUUGCCCAUCAGCAAGAAACAGAUUGGGCGAGAUUGGAUGGAGUUCUUCACCAUCCUUGUUUGGGCCACCGUAAUCCUGAUUUUUGCAUGAUUACGCUGGAUCAUGUUUCUUGCCAAGCUGAAGGCAUUUCAGGACGUUCUGAUUGCCAUUAUUCUGGGCACGAUUAUGAUGGUGGCCAAUGCAGACUUCUUCUUUGCCCAUUUUCGAAUCUACAAGAACUACAUUGUGCUGAGGAGAUCACUCUUCAAGGACGUGGUUGGAGCCGCGGUGCUGGGGACUGGAUGCUUGGCAUUGCAUGGCUUGUGGCCCGAUGCAAAGGGACCAGGCAUCGCAUUGCACCUGGCGUCACUAGCUGCAUGGGUUGGUUGCGGUGUGCAAACCAAUCCGCUACUGUCAGCGGGCUUGUGGGCCGGCGGCCGAAAUCAGAUGAAUAAGGUGCAGCUCCUCCUGCGGAUCCUGGCACAGGUGGCUGGAUCGAUCAUCGCUUUUGCUGCCUUUGGCCUGUACUACUCGUUCCGCUUCCCUGGAGAAGGCCCUUUCAGUCACUUCUUGGGCCUGGAGAGCGCUUGUAGCGCUGGGGCCACCUUCCUUGCGACAGUAGCUCAUAUUCGCGUGCGAGAUGCCCAAUCUCAAAAGGAGUUGGCAAAAGUGUCCUGAGCCAAACCCGUCGAUUCAUGAUUAAUUCAUGGAAGGUACGGCACUUAGGAGAAACUAACAAACA
This is a messenger RNA of Cladocopium goreaui, 767 nucleotides long. NCBI's taxonomy places the organism in Eukaryota, Dinophyceae, Suessiales, Symbiodiniaceae. The record is from the annotation of a GenBank genome assembly.